Molecule: messenger RNA, 1557 nt
Organism: Symbiodinium pilosum
Lineage: Eukaryota; Dinophyceae; Suessiales; Symbiodiniaceae
Source: the annotation of a GenBank genome assembly
AUGGCCUUGUUUAACUGGGCCUUUGCCAGACGUCAUGGCGGACAGUUUCUGCUACGUAUUGAAGACACGGAUCAGGCGCGCAGCACCGGAGAGUCUGAGCAGGUCAUAUUCGAUGCGUUACGCUGGCUCAAUCUCGAUUGGGACGAAGGUCCUGAUGUCGGUGGUCCACACGGCCCUUAUCGUCAGAGUGAGCGCCGCGAAAUCUACGCCCGCUACAGCGAAAAGCUGGUUUCAGGCGGGCAUGCGUUUCCCUGUUUCUGCAGUAAAGAGCGUCUGGACCAGGUGCGCAGUGCUCAACAGGCGGCUAAACAAACUACCCGGUAUGACGGACACUGCCUGAAUCUCGCGCCAGAUGACGUGAGCGCGCGUCUGUCGGCGGGCGAAACCCAUGUCAUUCGUAUGUGCGUGCCUGACGAGGGUGAGUGUACAUUUAAAGACGAGUUGCGCGGCGAAAUCACCAUUCCUUACAGUCAGGUUGACAUGCAGGUGCUGGUGAAAAGUGACGGCAUGCCGACUUAUCACCUGGCAGUGGUGGUGGAUGACCAUCUCAUGGGUAUUACCCACAUCCUGCGUGGUGAAGAGUGGGUGACUUCUGUGCCCAAACACAAGCUCCUGUACGAGUAUCUGGGUUGGCAGAUGCCGGUGUUGAUCCACCUGCCGCUGUUGCGCAACCCUGAUCAGAGUAAAUUGUCAAAGCGCAAGAAUCCCACCAGCGUGACUUAUUACCGGGACGAAGGCUUUCUGCCUGAAGCACUGCUCAACUAUCUUGGCCUUAUGGGCUACUCGAUGCCCGAUGAACGGGAAAUUUUCAGUAAGCAGGACAUGCUGGAAGUCUUUGAUGAAAGCCGUAUUUCAGUUGGCGCACCCAUUUUUGACCCGGUAAAACUCGCCUGGUUGAACGGUCAAUAUCUACGCGCGAUGGAUGCAGAUGAGUAUGCCGCUCGUGUUGCAUCCUGGAUGCUUAACAAAGAGCGCCUGUCAGCUCUGGUGCCGUUGGUACAGGAACGGGCGGAGAAGCUUUCUGACCUCAUGCCGCUGGUUGACUACCUUGUUGGGGCCAGAAAAGCGCUCAGCGAAGAAGAUUUCCAGCACAAAAGCCUGGAACGCAAAGAUGUUGUGCAGGUCUUGCAUCACACAUUGGCAGAAUUUGAUAAGCAGCGCAGCUGGGAGCGGGAUGAGCUGUUCGAGCUGUGCCAGAAAAUGGCCCAGCACCUUGAUCUUAAAUUCCGCGAUUUCCUGUUUCCUCUGUUUAUUGCCAUCAGCGGCCGCAGCGUGUCAUUGCCGCUGUUCGAUUCGCUGAUUUUCCUGGGGGCUGACUUGUCACGCUGGACUUUGGUCGACAAUGCCUUGACGCGUAACUUCGCGUUUGAUGACUUUGUUGCCGCUUUUGCGUUCAUGACCAAGGUUGCAUUGCUGGCAGAAAAAGCUGAUCACCAUCCAAGCUGGCAUAACGUCUACAACACGGUCAAAAUCAGCUUGAACACCCACGAUGCGGGUAAUACCGUCACAGACAAAGAUAUUGCUUUAGCAACUGACAUCAAUGCCUGCAUCGCAUAA